Molecule: messenger RNA, 1098 nt
Organism: Oncorhynchus keta (chum salmon)
Lineage: Eukaryota; Metazoa; Chordata; Actinopteri; Salmoniformes; Salmonidae
Product: protein FAM102B-like
Exons: 9
Coding region: 1-978 (325 amino acids)
Source: RefSeq, a predicted model, not a curated record
AUGGAGGCUAGUAGGCGGUUGGCAGCUCGCCUGCAUACCAUCACGGUGCUCGGGAAACACUUCUGGACGCACAACUUCUCCGUCUCCCUACUCUUGGAUGAGCUGGGCAAUGUACCACAAGUCACGGGGUUGAUUUUCUGCAAAGUUCGCUUGCUUGAUGGCUCCUUUACUGAGGAAUCUCCAAGACUGGAAGUCCGGCACAACUCAGUGCAAUGGGGAAAGAUGUUUGAAUUUGAGUGCCAAACUGCAGUCAACAGCUUGUCUGGAGUUCUGGAUGACUGCAUGUGUCGACUGUCAGUUCGCAAGGACACAAAGGGAGGAAGGUCAUACCAAAAGGUGGGUUAUGUCGACCUCAACCUGUCUGAGUAUGCAGGCUCUGGGUAUGUGACCCGGCACUGCCUCCUAGAGGGGUAUAUGAACAAGGACAACAAGCUGGACAACUCCCUUCUCAAGUGCACUCCUUUAGUGCACUACAUGGGGAGAAUAGGAGAAGUAGAUAAGUCCUCAGACAACACUGCUUAUGUCAUCGUGAAUGAACAAAAGGUGGGCCUACAUAUGCAGCUGCUCCAGGGAGACCCAUGUUUCAGAGUUCCUACCCAGCAUUCACUGCCAAAUGGAACUUUAUCAUCUGAGAAUGUUGAGCAGCCCAGAGAAAGCACCUCCAGUCACUCUGAGCCCGGUUCCUCAGAGGACAUCCUGAGAACCCUGAGAAGGCAGCUGGUGAUGAAGGGGGGGCUGCUGCUUGAUGCCAUACCCAGUCAGAACCCAGAGGCACAGGAGAGGGCCAGAGUUGUCAGUCAGUUGACUCGGGUCGGGAACACACGGGUGGAUGCACAGGAUGUGGUUGAACAUCUCUGUCUAGAGAGCUUGGGUUCAGUAUUUGAGCUCCCUCCUCCCAUGGAAGAAGCUGGACUUGCACUCUUUGUUGGUCAGGAUGGCACCACAACCCUUGGUGUCACUCAUAUACAGAACAGGUAGCCUAUUGGAGAUGGAUCUCAACCGAUCCUUGAAUUGUUAUAUGUUGAUUCUAAUGUAAUGAGAUUCUGAUUCUUAAUUGGAUUUCCAGUGAUGCCCAACUCUGUCUCAACAGGGACUCCC